CCAGCCAGAAUGUCAGCUUCCAAUAUGAGUGAUGACAGUCUCCCAACCACUCUCUUUCUGAUGGGGAUCCCAGGGCUGGAGUGGGCCCACAUCUGGAUUGCCAUCCCCUUUUGUAUCAUGUAUGUGGUAGCACUGGCUGGAAAUGCUGCCCUCAUCUUGGUCAUUGCUAUGGACAAUGCACUUCAUGCACCCAUGUACCUCUUCCUUUGCCUUCUCUCACUCACUGACUUAGCUCUCAGCUCCACCACAGUGCCUAAAAUGCUGUCCAUUUUGUGGCUCCAUGCUGGUGAAAUUUCCUUUGGAGGCUGCCUGGCCCAGAUGUUUUGUGUCCAUUCUAUCUAUGCUCUGGAGUCCUCAAUUCUUCUUGCCAUGGCCUUUGAUCGAUAUGUGGCUAUCUGCAACCCUCUGAGAUACACAGUUAUCCUCCACCAUACAGUUAUAGUCAAAAUUGGUCUUGUUGGGAUAUUCCGGAGUGUGGCCAUUGUCUCCCCCUUCAUCUUUUUACUGAGGCGACUGCCUUACUGUCAGCACCAUGUCAUGGCACACACCUACUGUGAGCAUAUGGGCAUCGCUCGACUGGCCUGUGCCAACAUCACUGUCAACAUUGUCUAUGGGCUGACUGUGGCCCUGUUGGCCAUGGGUCUGGAUUCUGUGCUCAUUACUAUCUCCUAUGGUUUUAUCCUCUGUGCUGUCUUUCGUCUUCCAUCCCGCGAUACCCAGCACAAGGCGCUGAGUACCUGUGGCUCCCACCUUGGGGUCAUCCUGGUCUUCUACAUUCCUGCCUUCUUCUCCUUCCUUGCCCACCGCUUUGGGCAACACCAAAUCCCCAAGCAUGUGCACAUCUUUCUGGCUAAUCUCUAUGUGCUGGUGCCUCCUGUGCUCAACCCAGUCAUCUAUGGGGCCAGGACCAAGGAGAUUCGGAGUCGGCUUCUAAGACUGCUUCACUUGAAGAAGAUUUCAGUAUGAAUUCUGAGCAAAGGUUGGAAGUGAGAAGAAUAAAUGUAUAUGGUAGUUGUCUAGAUGCAUUUACAUGGGCAGAGAACUAUG
Molossus molossus (Pallas's mastiff bat) is the source of this 1047-nucleotide messenger RNA. RefSeq names its product olfactory receptor 52D1. Gene Ontology annotation, biological process: G protein-coupled receptor signaling pathway. The record is from RefSeq and is a predicted model, not a curated record. Gene Ontology annotation, molecular function: G protein-coupled receptor activity; olfactory receptor activity. NCBI's taxonomy places the organism in Eukaryota, Metazoa, Chordata, Mammalia, Chiroptera, Molossidae. The coding region runs from base 10 to 966 and encodes 318 amino acids. The transcript has a single exon. Gene Ontology annotation, cellular component: membrane.